AUGGCGCGCGCGUCCCGGCGCCCUAGCCCCCGCCCCCACGCCAGCCCCCGCCGCACUGCGGACCGAAGCCCGGACCGAAGCCUCGCGCCCCGCCGGGGCUCCCUGUCCUUCGGCCCCGCGCGCGCCCAGCGCCCCCGCCGCAGCCGGAGCCGCGCCCCGCGUCCGACACCCCCGGCGCGCCCGCGCAGCCCCACGCCCCGCGCCGGCCGCCGCUCCGCGCGCUCCAAGCUCCACCGCCGGCGACCCCCACCCGCACAAAGCCCGGAGCAGCAGCCCCCUGUCUCCCGGGGCAACCUCACGACGCUCGGCGGCGCGGCUGGGGGCGGGAGCCCAGUUCGAUCCUUGGGGCCACUCCUGGGGCCCGGAGCCCGGGGGAAGAAGGGCGAGCUGCCAGAGGCUGGAACGGAGCCGGGGGAAAGGAAGAGGCUGCUGUCCGCCUCCCCGGAGGGAGACUGGAGAGAGGACAACAAAUUAAAACGAGGAAUUUUCCAAGACUGGUCUCCUUCCCUCAAAUUAGACAAAUACAAAAUAGCGAAGCAACUGACAGAAAAGGCAAUCAAGGAGAAGAAGAUCUUCUGCAUCUACGGGCACUACCCCGUGAUCCGCGCCGCCCUGCGCAGGAAGGGCUGGGUGGAGAAGAAGUUGCACCUGCUGCCCCGGCUCACGGCCACACGUCUCCCGCGUGUGUCUGCAGAAGGCAAACGCACUGAAGGCAAAGAGAACCAGGACGUGGCCGUGGGGGAGACAGACGACAUCCACGACAUGAUGUCCAGGUUGGUGAGAAACGAGACGCCCUACUUCCUCUGGACGAUCAAGAAGGAUGCCGUCGACUACCACAGCCUGAGCGGCGACCAGGCGCUGAACCACUACGGGAAGACGGCGUCCUUCACCACCAAGAUCGGGCUGUGUCUGAACAUGAGGAACCUGCCGUGGUACGUCCAGGACAACCCCGAAACCUUCUUCCCGCGCUGCUACGGCCUCUGCUCGGACAGCGAGAAGCAAGAGUUCCUGGAUGACUUCCGGCGCACGGCGGCCUCCAGCAUCCUCAAGUGGGUGGUCAGCCAGCAGCACUGCUUCAGGGGCAAGGCCCAGAGCAGGAGGGCGGCGGGGGCGGCGGCGGCGGCGGCAGCCGGCGACAGUGACCCCAGCAGCCAGAAAGGUGCCGCAGCGGACGACCCGGGGCCCACGGGCCUGUCGGGGCAGCUGGUGGACACGGCGUGCCGCGUGUGCCAGGCGUACCUGGGGCAGCUGGAGCACGAAGACAUCGACGUCUCUGAGGACGCGGCCCAGGGCCUGACGGAGGAGGAGUGGCAGGAGCUGACCCGGCAGUACUACUCCCUCAUCCACGGCGACGCUGUCAUCUCGGACCCCAGAAGCCACCUGUCGCGGUGCCAGGCCCUGCUGAACAGGAUCUCGGCCGUGAGCCCGCAGACCGAGAUCGACGGGCUCCGCAACAUCUGGAUCGUCAAGCCCGCGGCCAAGUCCCGGGGCCGAGACAUCGUGUGCAUGGACCGCGUGGAGGACGUCCUGGAGCUGGUGGCGGCGGACCACCUGCCCGCCAAGGACAACAGGUGGGUGGUGCAGAAGUACAUCGAGACCCCGCUGCUCAUCUACGACACCAAGUUCGACAUCCGGCAGUGGUUCCUGGUCACCGACUGGAACCCCCUGACCAUCUGGUUCUACAAGGAGAGCUACCUGCGGUUCUCCACGCGGCGCUUCUCCCUGGACAACCUGGACGGCGCCGUGCACCUCUGCAACAACUCCGUCCAGAGGCACCUGCCGAACGACAAGGGCCGCAGCCCCCUGCUGCCGCACCACAACAUGUGGACCAGCACCACGUUCCGCGAGUACCUGCAGAAGAAGGGCCGCGGGUCCGUGUGGGGCAGCGUCAUCUACCCGUCCAUGAAGCGGGCCGUCACCCACACCAUGAAGGUGGCGCAGGACCACGUGGAGCCGCGCAAGGGCAGCUUCGAGCUCUACGGCGCCGACUUCGUCCUGGGGCGCGACUUCCGGCCCUGGCUGAUCGAGAUCAACUCCAGCCCCACGAUGCACGCCUCCACGCCGGUCACCGCCCGGCUGUGCGCGCAGGUGCAGGAGGACACCAUCAAGGUGGUCGUGGACCGGAAGGGCGACCGCAACUGCGACAUCGGCAACUUCGAGCUGCUGUGGAGACAGCCUGCGGUGGACCUGCCGCAGGUCCACGGGUCCGACCUCUGCGUGGAGGGCAUCGGCGUUCGGAAAGCCAAGAAGCCGAUGCCGCCCAUUCCCAACCCUCACUUCUUGUCGCCGCUCUUGGACAUUCAGCCGGUGAAAGUGAGGUGCCCUUCGGCCCUGUCGGAGCGGGUGCCCGGACCCCCGCGCACGGCCCUCCCGCAGCCCUGCAGCCUCAGAGACAGAAAGGGCUGCGAAGGGGCCCGCCCGCGCCGCGUCUAGUGCCCCCGGCUGCUGCCG
Molecule: messenger RNA, 2451 nt
Organism: Phyllostomus hastatus (greater spear-nosed bat)
Lineage: Eukaryota; Metazoa; Chordata; Mammalia; Chiroptera; Phyllostomidae
Gene: TTLL8
Product: tubulin tyrosine ligase like 8
Exons: 14
Coding region: 1-2433 (810 amino acids)
Biological process (GO): cilium movement; protein polyglycylation; cilium assembly
Cellular component (GO): cilium
Molecular function (GO): protein-glycine ligase activity, initiating
Source: RefSeq, a predicted model, not a curated record